This is a messenger RNA of Acanthamoeba castellanii str. Neff, 1413 nucleotides long. RefSeq names its product transporter, major facilitator subfamily protein. Gene Ontology annotation, molecular function: sucrose:proton symporter activity. The transcript is spliced from 13 exons. Gene Ontology annotation, biological process: transmembrane transport. Lineage: Eukaryota; Discosea; Longamoebia; Acanthamoebidae. The coding region runs from base 1 to 1413 and encodes 470 amino acids. The record is from RefSeq and is a predicted model, not a curated record. Gene Ontology annotation, cellular component: membrane.
AUGAGCUCUAGCGAUUGGCGCUCAAAUGAGGGCAGCAUCAACGUUGUCGACGAUGCCGACCUCGUCCGCGUCGGGCAGAAGCCCUCGCUUGGCGCGUGGGGCACCAUCAAGUACACCACCUGGCUCUUCUUUCUCUGCUUCUCGCUCGCCGGCGUCCAGUUCGUAUACUCGAUCCAGUUUGCCAUCGGUACGCCGCUGUUCCGGCAGAAGCUGAAGGUGAGCGAUGCCAACAUCGCCAUCAUCCUGUCCACCGCCGGACCCAUCUCCGGCUUCCUCGUGCAGCCGGUCAUCGGCGUGCUCUCCGAUGCCUGUCAGUUCAGGUUUGGCCGGCGUCGGCCAUUCAUCCUCGGCGGCGCUCUUCUCUGCGCGGCGGGUAUGGCGAUCAUCGGCUUUUCGGCUUUCAUUGGUGACGCCAUCGGCGAUUCGACCGGCGACGAUGUGGGCCACCACUGGCGCGCCCUCAUCUUUGCCAUCGCCGGCCUGUGGAUCAUGAACGUGGCUGUCAACAUCAUGCAGGGACCCGCCCGUGCCCUCGUGGCCGAUGUGGUCGACGCCGAGUACCAGCAGCUCGGUAAUGCCAUGGUCUCGUGCACCAUGGGUCUGGCCGCCGUCAUCGGUAACGUCGUGGGCGCUCAGUUCCUGGGCACCUCCGAGCCCUACGUCUACCUCUUCAGCUCAUCUCUUUCCGUUACACCACCCGGUAGCAUGGGCAUCGGCCUGGUGCUGGCGAGCACCAUUCCUACGCUCAUCGUCGCUGGCGAGACGCCGUUCGUGAGGCCCGAGGGCAUGAAGGUCAACAUCUUCUCGGUGUGCGGUUACUCGCCCUUCAUGAUCUACAUCACUACCUUCUUCGGCAAGAACGUCAACGGUGGCAACCCCGACGCCGAUCCGCCCACCGUCUACCAGGACGGCGUCAAGUAUGGCAUGUACGCCCAGGCCGGCUUGGCCGCCGUGUCUCUCGUCUACUCCUUCGUCCUGCCCUACCUCGUUAAGUUCUUGGGCGUCAGGCCGACCUGGUUCGUGACGCAGGCGAUGCAGACCGCUUGCUUCAUCCUCUUCCUGUGGUUCGACCAGCUGUGGGUCGCCGUUCUGCUGACGUGCGUUGUGGGCCUCAACUUCACGACCUUCAACUCGGUGCCGUUCGCUCUCGUCACCAACAUGGUGGCCACCGCCGAUGCGGGCAUGUAUAUGGGCGUGCUGAACUCUGCCGGAGUCGUUGCCCAGACUGUGACCAACAGCUUGGCCAGCCCCAUCCUCUCGUGGAAGGACCAAAACGUGGCCUGGGCGAUCGCCUUCGGCGGCAUCCUCGCCGGCAUUGCGUCGGUGCUGGUCUGGAUCGUGCCGAGCGUGCCGGACAAGAAGCAGGAGGACGCAGACGAUGCUCCCACGCAACCGCUCCUCAGGGAUGUCUGA